Molecule: messenger RNA, 7393 nt
Organism: Poecile atricapillus (Black-capped chickadee)
Lineage: Eukaryota; Metazoa; Chordata; Aves; Passeriformes; Paridae
Gene: ALMS1
Product: ALMS1 centrosome and basal body associated protein
Exons: 14
Coding region: 307-7005 (2232 amino acids)
Biological process (GO): regulation of centriole replication
Cellular component (GO): centrosome; centriole; cytosol
Source: RefSeq, a predicted model, not a curated record
AGUGCUUGGGAUGGUGGGACAGGUACCCGGGAUGGUGGGACAGGUACCCGGGAUGGUGGGACAGGUACCCGGGAUGGGGGGACAGGUGCCCGGGAUGGGGGGACAGGUGCCUGGGAUGGUGGGACAGGUGCCCGGGAUGGGGGGACAAGCGCUCGGGUUCCCUUUGCUGACCGUGAGCCCGGGAGCCUGCAGGGAUGGGCUGCCGGGGCUUUGUCUGGAGCUGGGAAUGGAGUGGAAUUGGACAGAGGGUCCCAGAGGUGCAGCGGGGGAAGUGAGAGCAGCCAGGGCUGGGAAGGAGAUUCCCCGAUGGGCUCCGGGGCCCUGCGGGAGCUGCGGGAGCUGCUGGCACGGGCCGAGGGUCUGGCUGCCGGCUGGGGCCGGCCUGCCUUCCCCUCAGCUUCCCUCACGGAAACCGGGGAGGCUCCCCCGGCCCUGCCUGGGAAGGAGCCCCAUCCCAGGGACCCCAGGGUGGGGAAGGAGCGGAUCCCUGAGCCCGUGACCCAGAGGGGUGUGUGGGGAGAGGGGCUGGGGUUCCAUCCUGCGGGUCCUGGCAGCUGCCACCGGGGAUGGGGAGAUCCCUCCAGCCUGCAGCGCCGGGAAGGGCUGAGGGGAGCGGCCCCGCAGCCCAGGCCGGGCAGGGCAGAGCCGGAGGGGUGCAGCGCUGUGCCCGGGAGCCCGGCUGUCCGUGUGGGGCUGGCACAGAGCGGGGCCAGCAGCGGCCUGAGCUCGGCCCCACAGCCGGGCCCUCCUCCCCUGCAGCCCCCGGGCACCGGCCCCGCUCUCCCGGGCACCGGCCCUGCUCUCCCGGGCACCGGCCCCGCUCUCCCGGGCACCGGCCCCGCUCUCCCGGGCACUGGCCCCGCUCUCCCGGGCGGCUCCCGGGGCUCUGUGGGCUGGGCCGGAGGGGCGGAGGGGACACGGGGCAGCAGCAGCGAGGACAGCAGCAGUGGGGAUUCACUCGGUGCCCGUGUCUGGAACCUCCUGGGCAGCACCCAGGGACAGCCAGGCACGUUCCGGGGGGCUCUCCAGGACAGCAGCGGUGACUCCCUGGCCGCCCGCGUCCGGAGCCUUCUGGGGCCGGCAGCCCCGGGCACCGCCGCCCGCCAGAUCCUCAGGGACGCCGAGGAGCAGGAGAGGAAAAUCCGAGCCUGGGUGAAGCUGAAACUGGCCAGCCAGUCCCAGGAGUCUGGGCCAGACAGGGAUGAAGAGACCCAGCACAGGAUGGAGGGAAUGAAGGCAGAGCUGCUCCCAAAGACCAGGCAACCUGCACAAGCCAAGGAUCCGUGGCUCUGUGGCUUGGGAGCAGGUUCUGAGUAUCUGAGGAAGCAGGAACAGGACCAGGAGCGUUUCCAGGCUCCCAGGUUUCCCAGGGACAGGCACAGACAGACAGACAGACGGCUCUUCCAGUCCAGCUCCCCAGCAGCAGUGCCAGUCCCUAGAGCUGAUCCCUGGGAUUGCUCCCUGCUGCAGGACGUGCAGCUCAAACUGUGGGGUGCUGCUGGGCUGCAGGACAUGCAGCUGGAGCCCUGGAAUUCUUCUGAGCUGCAGGACAUGCAGCUGAAGCCCCAGAGCACUGCUGGGCUGCAGGACAUGCAGCUGGAGCCUCGGAGAACAGAUGGGCUGCAGGACAUGCAGCUGAAGCCCCAGAGCACUGUUGGGCUGCAGGACAUGCAGCUGAAGCCCCAGAGCACUGUUGGGCUGCAGGACAUGCAGCUGAAGCCCCAGAGCACUGCUGGGCUGCAGGACAUGCAGCUGAAGCCCCAGAGCACCGCUGGGCUGCAGGACAUGCAGGACAUGCAGCUGAAGCCCCGGAGCAGCACUGAGCUGCAGGACAUGCAGGACGUGCAGCUGGAGCCCCAGAGCACCGCUGGGCUGCAGGACAUGCAGGACAUGCAGCUGCAGCCCCGGAGCAGCACUGAGCUGCAGGACAUGCAGCUGGAGCCCCAGAGCAGCACUGAGCUGCGAGUGUGUGAGCAGCAGGCAGCCGUGGGGCACAGCAGUGCCAUGGCAGAGCUCUGUGCUCCUCUGGCAGGGGAUCCCUGUGCAGGGAGCGGUGCAGCUGCCCCCCGUGCCCUGGGGCAGCCGGGCAAGCCGAGCUCUUCCAUCACCCUCAGCUCCUGGAGGCGGGCACCGGCCCCGCUGGGAUCCCGGGCACGCAGCCCCAGCCUGGCCAGGGAUGGGAUCCUGCUGGGGGAACCUCCCUGUGCUCGCCCUGGGGAGGAGAGGCCGGGCACAGAGCCCUGGGAGAGGAUCCAGAGCUGUCCCCCCAGCCCCACGCUGGCCAGGUCCUGGGAUGCUGCAGAGCUUCCUCCUGUCCCCUCUGCCAGUGCUGGAGCUGGAGCUCCUCAGGGAACAGCCCGGGGGCCUGGGAGCAUCCAGGCUGGGCAAACACAGAGCCUGGCUGCACAGCAGCCCCAAAUCCCGGCUGCAGGUGUGGCUGGGGGGCACGGACAGAGCACCGGGGCUGCGGGGCUGCGCUGCAGCACGGCACAGGAAAUAACUGCACUGCUUGAACCCCGCUCUGCCAGCUCACCCCAGCAGCAGGAGAGCCCAGCUGGGCACACCCAGCUCUGUGACAGCUCCAAGGGUGCAGGUCCAGCUGCACAGGAGGGUUUGGGGAAGGGUGCAGAUCCAGCUGCACAGGAGGGUUUGCUGAAGGGUGCAGGUUCAGCUGCACAGGAGGGUUUGCUGAAGGGGGCAGGUCCAGCUGCACAGGAGGGUUUGGGGAAGGGCUCAGGUCCAGCUGCACUGGGGGGUUUGCUGAAGGGCCCAGGUUCAGCUGCACAGGAGGGUUUGCUGAAGGGUGCAGGUCCAGCUGCACAGGAGGGUUUGCUGAAGGGGGCAGAUCCAGCUGCACAGGGGGGUUUGGGGAAGGGCUCAGGUCCAGCUGCACUGGAGGGUUUGCUGAAGGGUGCAGGUUCAGCUGCACAGGAGGGUUUGCUGAAGGGUGCAGGUUCAGCUGCACAGAUCUCCAGUGAGGCAUUGGCAGAGGGCAGGAAAAGCCCCAGUGAGGCAGCUCUCGUUCCAGAAGAGGCUGUGAGGGAGCACAUGGCUCCUUCUCACCCUUUACCUGCAGAGGAGGCUUCAUCCAGCACAUCUGAGGCUCCCUCACCAGCAGUGAGGAGGUUCCUGAGUUGUGUGCACAUCACCCUCUCCUCCAGAGCCGAUCUCUCCGAGCUGCGCGGCGCCGGGGCUGCUGGAGCUGGGAUGGAGCUGUGGGACAAACCCCAAGUGAAGGCUCAGGCAGUGACUUUAAAAGCAGCUCCAGAAGCUUCAGUGGAAGGUGUUCCUAAAUUCCCUCCUGCUGAGGGUGUUCCAGAGGAUCCCAGCCCCGCUGUGCCAGCGGCAGAUCCCAGCCAGGCGUUUUCCCCCAGGCAGGAGCUGCUGCUGCAGGGCAGGGCCAGAGCCGGGCUCCGGGGCUCAGGGGCUCAGGGUGCACAGGGGAUCCCCAGCUCUGCCCCUCCUGCAAAACCUGCGAGAAGGACUUCUGAUGCUGCCACUCAGAUCACCACAGAAAGCCCUACAAAAACCAGCUUCUCAGCAGAAAUCUGCCUCGAUGCCUGGCAGGGGGGAAAUGCUGCCCAGCACUCGUCGCUCCCCAGAGCCCCUGAAGCUCCCGGCGUUACAGCUUCAUCCCACAGGGAGAUUCCUCCCUUCCCCAGGCAGCCUGCCCAGCCCUUGCUGCUGCCCUACAAGCCCUUGGGAAGUGCUGGCAUGUAUUAUGUGCCCUGCCAGAGAUCAGGAGCCAGUGUGUCCCCAGACAUCAGCGAGGCCAGCGGAAACAGCUCCCACUCAGGGUCCGAGGAUGCGGCUGCAGUGCUCCUGGCCCGAGUGCUGGCCCUGGGGGACGAUUCCCCUGCAGCCAGGACAGCUGCCCAGCACAGAGGGACAAGCCAUGGCCACAGGGUGAAGCUGGCCUGGGCUGAGGAGCAGAGGAUGCCACUGGAACAGUCUGCAGAGCUCCCAGAUGGCUCCGGGCGUGUAAAACCCUCCGGUUGUGCCCCUGACCCCGCGAGCGGCAGCUGCUGCCCGGCUCCCCGGCACUUCAGCGGGGUCUCUGCUGGAGCAGGACACUCUGUCCCCUCCUCUGGGGCUGUCCUGGCCGGGUCACAGCGGCAGGGUCCCCGUGUGCCCCCCGGGACGGGCUGGCAGCUCUCAGCUCUCCCUGCAGAGGCCGAUGACAGCGGGAGCGAGGAGCCCGGAGCCGGGGCAGCCUUUGGGAACGGGAUGGAGCCGCAGCAGGACGCUGCUGGAGGGGAUCCUGCACAGCCUGGCCCAGCAGCUCGCCCCGCUGGGAGCCCAGGGAAGGCAGCACGGCACAGGAGCCGCCCCAGGGGCAGCCUGGAGGAGCUGUGGGUGACGUUCCUGGAGCGCCAGAGCAGACAGCAGCAGCAGCGGGAUUUCAGGGAGAGCGGAGAGCUGUCCCUCGUGGAGCGCCUGGAGCGGCUGGCCAGGCUCCUGCAGAAUCCCAUCAGACACACCCUGGCACCGGCAGCAGCUGCGGAGAAGCUUCCUGAGGGGUGCACACAGGGAAGGGAGCGGCUGAAAAUCCGGCUGGCAGGAGGAGGCAGGUCUGGGAGCGGCACAGAGCCCCGGGGAACAGCGGGACGGAGGCCACAGGUGAUCCAGGAACAGCCCGGGGCACACAGGCCGGGGCAGAAGGUGAUCCAGCACCUGAGGAGGAUUCUGGAGCAGCAGCAGCAGCAGCAGCAGCAGCUGGGAAUUGCGAGUGACAGCUCCUCGGAGGCCAGGCUGAGCGCAGAGCCCGGCGGCUGCAGCAGCUGCAGCACCUCGGGGUGGGACACGGGGACCCCGGCAGGGCCGGACACCUCCCCGGCCUCUGGGGACAGCAGCUCCCUGUCCCUGGCCACCAUCGACACGGCCAGGCUGCUCCGGGCCUUUGGCCAGCACAGGCUGGGGCUGGGCUCACAGCUGGCCCCACAGCUGGGCUCACAGCUGGCCCCACAGCUGGCCCCACAGCUGGCCCCACAGCUGGCCCCAGAGCCUGUCCCACAGCUGGCCCCACAGCCUGUCCCACAGCUGGCCCCACAGCCUGCCCCACAGCCGGCCCCACAGCCGGCCCCACAGCUGGCCCCACAGCCUGCCCCACAGCUGGCCCCACAGCCGGCCCCAGAGCUGCCCCCGAGGCUGGCCCAGCUGUACUGUGCCAUCAGGCAGCAGAAGAGCCGCUCGGAGCGCUGGGAUGAGGAGAGCGAAGGAGCAGGGGCUGAGAACCUCGGGAAGGGGCAGCAGAGCCAGAGCACCAUCCCCUUUUCCUCGGAUUCCACUUGUGCCAGCAGCAGCUCCUGGGGACCGAGCUGUGCCCUCAGGAACAAGCGACGGACACGGAUGCUGAACAAAGGGAUCCAGGCAGGAGACCUGGAGAUCGUCAGCAGCGGCACCAGGAGGAACACCAGGGACGUGGGGGUGACCUUCCCCACACCCAGGCACAGCCAGGAGCCCGUGGGACACAGCCAGGAGCCCGUGGGACACAGCCAGGAGCUCAGGGGACACAGGCAGGAGCUCAGGGGACACAGCCAGGAGCUCAGGGGACACAGCCAGGAGCUCACAGGACACAGGCAGGAGCUCAGGGGACACAGCCAGGAGCCCGUGGGACACAGCCAGGAGCUCAGGGGACACAGCCAGGAGCUCACAGGGCACAACCAGGAGCUCAGGGGACACAGCCAGGAGCUCAGGGGACACAGGCAGGAGCUCAGGGGACACAGCCAGGAGCUCAGGGGACACAGGCAGGAGCCCACAGGACCCAGCCAGAAGCUCACAGGACACAGUCAGGAGCCCACAGGACACAGGCAGGAGCUCAGGGGACCCAGCCAGGAGCUCAGGGGACCCAGCCAGGAGCUCAGGGGACCCAGCCAGGAGCCCAGGGGACCCAGCCAGGAGCUCAGGGGACACAGCCAGGAGCUCAGGGGACACAGCCAGGAGCUCACAGGGCACAGCCAGGAGCUCAGGGGACACAGGCAGGAGCUCACAGGACACAGUCAGGAGCUCAGGGGACACAGACACAGCCAGGAGCUCAGGGGACACAGCCAGGAGCUCAGGGGACACAGGCAGGAGCUCAGGGGACCCAGCCAGGAGCCCACAGGACACAGCCAGGAGCUCACAGGACCCAGGCACACUGGCCCUGGCACCUGGCAGCGGGCACCCACGGACAGGCUCCCCACGGACAGACGGACAAGGAGCAGCAGGCUGCACUUGCAGCAAGGGACUCAGUGGCUCGUCCCAGCAGAGGAUCUGAAAUGUGAAUGGAGGAAAGAAAACCAGUCCAGUGCCAUUGCUGGCCCUGGGCCUGCCUGGUUUGAGCCCUGGAGCAGCACAAAGCCCUGGAGAGAGCCCCUGCGGGAGAAGAACUGGGAGGAGCAGCCCAGCCUGGGCCGGGCAGGGGCUGCCAGGGGGCUGGGGCAGCCCCUGGGGAAGCUGACCCUGCAGGAGGCCCUGGCCCUGCACCGCCCCGAUUUCAUCUCGCGCUCGGGACAGCGCCUGCGGCACCUGCGGCUGCUGCGCGAGGAGAGGAGGCUCCAGAGGCUGCUGCAGUCCCAGAGGGAGCAGCUGCAGUCCCAGGGGCUGCUGCAGUCCCAGAGGGAGCAGCUGCAGUCCCAGGGGCUGCUGCAGUCCCAGAGGGAGCAGCUGCAGUCCCAGAGGCUGCUGCAGUCCCAGAGGGAGCAGCUGCAGCUGCUGCAGUCCCAGAAGGAGCAGCUGCUGCCAUCCCAGCAGCUGUUGCAGCCUCCAGGGAAGAGACAGCCCUGCAGGACUGCAAAUCACCUGGUGUCCAACCGAGGUUUCCUGAUGAAAGAAAAAAGAAGAGCAAUUCCCAAGAGAGAAAUGUUUCAAAGAUCUAAAAGGCUCUAUGAGCAGCUCCCCGAGGUGAGGAGGAAGAGGGAGGAGGAGCAGAGGAAGCUGGAGUACAGCUCCCACCGCCUGCAGGCUCAGCUCUACAGAACUAAAAUCACCAACCGUGUCCUGGGGAAGAAGGUGUCCUGGAGCUGAGGGGAGCUCUCCUGCCAGCCUGGGCUGCAGCAGCACCUGCUGGGACAGGGAGAAAGCAGUAAAUGCUUCUGCAGCUCGAGUUUGUGCUCUUGGGUCACUUUUGUGCUAAUUAAUUCUGCCCUGUGUAAUAAUCAGUGAUUUGGGGGCAGUGUCAGGGUUUUAGAUAAAUAGCUGUGUUUUUAUAGUGGUGUUAGGCACUUGCAGAGGAAACAGAGUCUGGAAAAACUUGGUUCAUAAUAUAUUUAUAACUCCCUGAUUGGAAUAGCAGUUUUCUAUAUUUAUGUUCAAUGGGUUUUAAUGAGGAUUUUUACAUUUUUUUAAUUCCUGUCUCAAUGUAGAAAAUUCCCUUGUUAUGUUUUGUACUGCAGAACCCCUCAAUAAAACAGGU